This is a messenger RNA of Cajanus cajan (pigeon pea), 684 nucleotides long. The record is from RefSeq and is a predicted model, not a curated record. Lineage: Eukaryota; Viridiplantae; Streptophyta; Magnoliopsida; Fabales; Fabaceae.
UUGCAAGACUAAUACAUACUGGUGAAAAAGAAGAUGAUGAACCAUACAUUAAAGCUUCUGAAGCUCAAAUGGUUUUUUAUGUAGAGGAUGAGAAGGAACAAGGUUGGAGCAUACCAGUUCAUUUGAAACCUAGAGACUUUUAUGAUAUGGGUGAACAUGAUGAAGAAAUUAUGGGAUCUAUUGAGGCAUACCCAUCACACAACUUGGAACAAAUAUUUCCUGAUGAUGCCACACAUAUACAAUUGGCAAGAAUGACUACAGAUGAUGAUCUUGAAAAUUCAACCAUCAAUGAAAAUUUUGAUGAAGAUAAUCAAGAUAUGGUUUAAUAAGAGUCAAGAACAUGUUGUGGCUAGGUGUCAAUCCACACUAAAUGAAGAGAAUAGUUUCUCCAUGGGCACUCAUCAAAGUGUAGAGGUUCAACUACCUCAAAGUGAGCCCAUGCCAAACAUUGAAUCAUCUUCUCGUGAUGACAUACAUGCUACUUCACCCACUCACUCCGGAUCUAGGAGGUCGACACACCAUGAAUAUGAUGUGGUUGAAGAUUCAUCUGUGGCUCAGAAAAAAUCCCCUACCUAUUGGAAUGUUGAUGUUAUUAAUGAAGAGGCUGUUGUUACGCAAACACGUUUAAGGGUGCAAGAUGUGUUUGUCGCCCCGCCGAGCCAACUGUACUUCAUCAUGCUGUGA